Messenger RNA from Pestalotiopsis fici W106-1, 1389 nucleotides. RefSeq lists its product as uncharacterized. Lineage: Eukaryota; Fungi; Ascomycota; Sordariomycetes; Amphisphaeriales; Sporocadaceae. The coding region runs from base 1 to 1389 and encodes 462 amino acids. The transcript has a single exon. The record is from RefSeq and is a predicted model, not a curated record.
AUGGCUCACCGAGAAGUCACACCCGAGUCGCCUGGUCUUCGCACUCCCCCCGUCACGCCAGCAGCUACACCUACAAAGCCAGUACCGGGAGCCGAAAAUUUAGCUGCCCGCCAGGCCACUAUUCAAGCACUGUCCUCAGAGUUGGAAACAUUGAAAAAACAGUACAAUGAGCUCGUUAGUCGAAAGAUACUCCAUCCGUCCUGGCGUCUGCAUAAAGGUAGUAGUGCUCAGCCGUCACGAACAACAUCGCCAACCUAUAAUUCUUCACCAAACCAUAACAUCUCAGACCCCGUUACCAAGGUAUCUCCUGAACCCGAAACGACAAAAUCGCCAAAUGUCGACAAGCCAACCCAGGGCUACCUCAGGAAGAGAUUGCCCAAAAGUAGUACUGCUCAGCCGUCACGAACAACAUCACAAACCUACAAUUCUUCACCAACCCAUGACAGCCCAGACCCCCUUACCGAGACAUCUCCCAGAUCGAGAACAACAAAACCGCCAACUGCCGACAAGAGAAUCCAGACCUGCCUCGGAAAACCAUUGCCCCGCGCCCAGUGCGAGUCCAGCGGCGUGGGCAACAAUUACAUUUUCCAAGUGACCCCAAAGGACUUUCCCGACAUGACCAUCAUCAAGAUUGGCGUGACCAAGGGGCCCGAACACGUCAGGCUGGCGGGCAUUGCCAGGGACUGCGAGCACCUCAUGGUGGAGGCCCAAGACGACCCGGAACACCUGCCCAUCCGGCUCUACCAGCGGGCCGAGACGCUGGCGCACCAGGAGCUGCGAGAGUACAGGUGGCCGGUCGGCUGCCGCUGCAAGGUCAGGACUCAUCGGGAGUACUUCCACGUGCCGAGGGACGUGGCCUUGGAGGUGGUGCAGAGAUGGAGAGAGUUUUGCCGCCGCGAGCCCUACGACGGCCAAGGACAGCUGCGCCCGUUUUGGCGGCAGCGUCUCGACAGGUUCACUUCCCUUUGCGGCGUCGCGGAGUCCGAGGCGGACCAUUGGGAGAGAUCCAAAAGAUGGACCAAGUUCAUGAAUCCUAAAAAACAUGAAAUCAUGUGGUACGACGUGAAGCAAAUGCUGAGCAGCCUAUGGAAGUGGAGGUGGCUUGCUGUGGCACUUGUCCAGAGCUUUUCCAUAGCCAUCCUGGCUCUUCCCCGGGUUUAUCCCAUAGUCAUGUUUGCUUUCAUGGUAACUUGGGUGUCUGCAGAGACUUCUGGCAUAGCACAACCCCUGUUUCCAAGGGCUAUCGGAUGGGCACCAGCAAUUAUUCGCCGAGCUGAACAUGAUGGAUUAGGUGAUGAGUUGACUCUUCUAGACGGGUCUGUCUACAUUGAUCCAUUUGACGAGGAAGAUGAUCGAGACUUGGAAGAUGUGGAAAUGAACGAAGCUUAA